AUGACUGGAGCCGAGACAGCAGGCAAGAUUGGCUAUCAGUAUGGCAGGAAGGGCAAUAAGGGGGUUUACUUUAUUUACAACAAUGAGCUGCCGUUCUCGCUGGCCGUCACGGAGAGUGUGAGCAGGCAGACCAAGGUUGAGCUGGAGAGGAUAAAGGUCAAGCUCGUGCCCAAGACGACCGUGACAAAGGCGACGACCAGGGGCAGAGACACCAUUCUUGAACUGCGGCACGCCGACGACACCACCGAGACGCUUAUGCGCAGUCUUACCUGCCGACUACGGGCACGACGCCCAAUACUUCAUUUGUGCCGAAGGCCAUGCCCGACAAGAACGGAUACAAUAGGCAGACGCCCUUUCUUCGGGCAGACGGCUACAAGAACAUUUUUGUCGUUGGCGAUGCGGGAAAUCUUGAGGAUAAUAGAGCUCUCGCGGCUGAUGCCCAGGCGGCAUCUCAUCAAGGCCCUUCCGGCAUACUUUGAGGGCGGGAGCUUGCCAGAGUACAAAGUCAACGGCAAGACCAUGUAUGGCAUUACGUUCGGCCAGAGCAAGGCAACCGGCCAGAUGGGUAACAUGAAGGUCUUUAGCUGGCUCAUCUGGCUGUUCAAGGGCCGGUUUCUGGGCACGGACAAGGCCCCUGGUAUUAACGCGGCCGGAACUACCAUGUCGGCAACGUUUGAGGAGUAG
This is a messenger RNA of Metarhizium brunneum ARSEF 3297, 684 nucleotides long. RefSeq lists its product as uncharacterized. Lineage: Eukaryota; Fungi; Ascomycota; Sordariomycetes; Hypocreales; Clavicipitaceae. The record is from RefSeq and is a predicted model, not a curated record.